This is a messenger RNA of Macaca mulatta (Rhesus monkey), 1085 nucleotides long. It is a transcript of the gene TNFSF9, whose product is annotated as TNF superfamily member 9. NCBI's taxonomy places the organism in Eukaryota, Metazoa, Chordata, Mammalia, Primates, Cercopithecidae. Gene Ontology annotation, biological process: positive regulation of activated T cell proliferation; positive regulation of cytotoxic T cell differentiation; immune response. The record is from RefSeq and is a predicted model, not a curated record. Gene Ontology annotation, cellular component: plasma membrane. Gene Ontology annotation, molecular function: tumor necrosis factor receptor binding.
UACCCUUUUUGAAGUCUAUAAAAGGCUGCGCGCUGUGUCUGCCGGCAGUCUCCGGUCGCCGGUCAUGGAAUGCGCCUCUGACGCUGCCCUGGACCCCGAGGCCCCGUGGCCUCCCGCGCCCCGCUCCCGCGCCUGCCGCCUGCUGCCUUGGGCUCUGGUGGCCGUGCUGCUGCUGCUCGUUGCCGCCUGCACCGUCUUCCUCGCCCGCCCCUGGGCCGUGUCCGGGGCUCACGCCUCGCCUGGCUCCGCCGCUAGCCCGAGACUCCGCGAGGGUCCCGAGCUUUCGCCCGACAAUCCCGCCGGCCUCUUGGACCUGCGGCAGGGCAUGUUUGCGCAGCUGGUGGCCCAAAAUGUUCUGCUGACCGAUGGGCCCCUGAGCUGGUACAGCGACCCAGGCCUGGCAGGCGUGUCUCUGGCGGAGGGCCUGAGCUACAAGGAGGACACAAAGGAGCUGGUGGUGGCCAAGGCUGGCAUCUACUACGUCUUCCUGCAACUAGAGCUGCAGCGCGUGGUGGCCGGCGAGGGCUCAGGCUCCGUUUCGCUUGCGCUGCACCUUCAGCCACUGCGCUCUGCUGCUGGGGCUGCCGCCCUGGCUUUGACUGUGGACCUGCCAUCCGCCUCCUCCGAGGCUCGGAACUCGGCCUUCGGUUUCCAGGGCCGCCUGCUGCACCUGGGUGCUGGCCAGCGCCUGGGUGUCCAUCUGCACACUGAGGCCAGGGCAUGCCAUGCCUGGCAGCUUACCCAGGGCGCCACAGUCUUGGGGCUCUUCCGGGUGACCCCCGAAGUCCCAGCCGGACUCCCCUCACCGAGGUCUGAAUAACGCCCAGCCUGGGUGCAGCCCACCUGGACAGAGACUGAACCCUACUCCAUCCUUCAUGGAGACCCCUGGUGCUGGGUCCCUGGUAAUUUCUCUACCUCAAGGGGCUUGGCAGGGACCCCUGCUGCUGACCUCCCCUUGAGGACUCUCCUCACCCACUCCUUCCUCAAGUUGGACCUUGAUAUUUAUUCUGAGCCUGAGCUCAGAUAAUGUAUUAUAUAUAUUAUCUAUAUAUCUAUAUAUAUAUCUAUAUAUCUAUUUAAAGAGG